Messenger RNA from Aspergillus neoniger CBS 115656, 1137 nucleotides. RefSeq lists its product as uncharacterized. The transcript is spliced from 9 exons. Lineage: Eukaryota; Fungi; Ascomycota; Eurotiomycetes; Eurotiales; Aspergillaceae. The record is from RefSeq and is a predicted model, not a curated record. Bases 1 to 1137 code for a protein of 378 amino acids.
AUGACAGCGGGGAUCGAAGAAGCUUUAAAACGUGGGUUGAGCUCUGACAGACAGGCCAUGAUGAUCGGGGAAAUUGUGGUGGUGGGAAAGCCGGCGAGGGAUUGGCGGCGGGGGGAGGGAAAGAGAGCAAUCCCUGAGAGCAAAGAGCACUGUGCGGCUGGGGAAUUGAUUGGCAUGGAAGCUGUCGCAAUUGCCUGCCCAAAGACCAAUCUCGCACGGGGCAGAUCGGUGGACGGGCUGAGAGGGAUCAUCUGUACUACCAUCGCCUCACUCGUGGCUACAGAGACAAUGGUAACUGACAAAAUGCCAGGCACAUUGCCAACCCAACCGGCUAAUGCGGACUGGCAGGAGGUGCUCGAGGGAAGUGGGAUUCCAACCCUGUCUGGUGAACAAGGGUCUUGUGCCAUCGGUGCCAAUCAGUGUGCCGGGCGGCAAGUGGGUGGUGGUGAGCUCGUCGAGAGUCAAAUGCGAUGCGGGGGAUUCAGUCGCAAGUGGCAGUCCAGCACCUACAGUAAGCGGGAAACCCGCAGCCAACCGGGCUGCAGUGGGUCGGGCCUGAAGUGCCCCGUGCAACCAGUGCCAACCAGUGGUAUCCCUCUGCCAAGAUGUGACCAGAUGCCGCUAACCUCGCGAUUCAGGCCAAGACCCUACUUGACUGGAUGUGGUUGGCUGCAAGGCCAUGACUCGGUCCUGGACCGUCCCAUGAUCCAUGGUCCGCACGAAGAUCUGACAGCGGGACUAAGAGUGGAGAGCAAUCAUCAACUGGGCACUAAGAAUUUAACUUUGGCUGCCUCUGCAACCAACGCUUCCCAGAGUGUACUUUCCGCUGCUCGCCAAUUUACGUGCGCAAUUUACUGCAUCGCAAGCGCAGGAACUUGCGAACAGCGCCAAUUCUCUGGCUGGUGUGCUUCCCCGAUGCAGAUCACUGCAUGGUCCCAAAGCCAACCCAACCCCGGCAAGUCAGGUGCUUGCAGCGUGCCUGGCAUGCAGUCUGUGCAGUUAUCACACCGAGUCACCUGGGCUACGUCUCUCUCUUUCUCAGUUGGGUUAGUAUGUCCACUCACCGCGCUUUUCGUGUCGUCGGCAAAUUAUGGUCAUUUCAUCGAAUAUCUCCGAGAAGCAGUUAUACACCGUUAA